UCCCAGUGCCCACCCUUCGCUCCCGGGGGGCUGCGGGACCCCCGCGUGCCCCGGCGAUGUCACGGGCGGAGGGGACACGGAGGGGACACCCCCGCCGGUGCCGGUGCCGGUGCCGGGGGCGAGGCCCGGCUCUCCGCGGGGAUCCCGGGAGCCCCGGCCUGGCAGCCCGCGCUGUCCUUGCAGGGCAAGCAUGGUCCAUGUGAUGGGGGAUGCCGCCCGCUGCCUCCUGCUCGGCCUCUCGCUGCUCCCCAUCGCCGUCCUGGGCUCGCAGGACGAGGGGAAGCUGAUCCACAUCCACCGGGCGCAGCACCGGGCGAUCCGUGUGGGGCUGGGCGAGCCCGCCACGCUGCCCUGCCUCUUCCAGCUGCACCCCUCGGCCUCGCUGGGCCCCAACGAGCCCCCCGAGCCCCCGCGGGUCAAAUGGAGCAAGGUGCGCUCUGCCGGGGGCCGCGGCGAGGACGCGCCCGUGCUGGUGGCCAAGGGCGACGCGGUGAAGGUGGCCAAGGGCUACGAGGGCCGAGCGUCGCUGCCCGGCUACGGCCGUGAGCGCUCGAACGCCUCGCUGGAGCUGCGGGCGGCCCGCGCCAGCGACGCGGGGCUCUACCGCUGCCAGGUGGUGGCGGGCAUCGAGGACGAGCAGGAGCUGCUGCCGCUGGAGGUGACGGGCGUUGUGUUCCAUUACCGCCCCGAGGGCCGGCGCUACGCCCUGAGCUUCCCGGCCGCCCGUCGCGCCUGUCGCGACAACUCCGCCGUCAUCGCCUCCCCCCGGCACCUGCAGGCCGCCUUCGAGGACGGCUACGACAACUGCGACGCGGGCUGGCUCAGCGACCAGAGCGUGCGGUACCCCAUCACCCUGUCGCGACCCGGCUGCUACGGGGAUCGCGACAGCCUCCCCGGGGUGCGCAGCUACGGCCGCAGGGAGCCCGCCGAGCGCUACGACGUCUACUGCUACUCCCGGGAGCUGCGAGGGACGGUGUUCCACGCCACGGCCCCGGGGCGCUUCACCUGGCAGGGCGCCCGCGGGCACUGCCGGAGCCGGGGGGCGUCUCUGGCCACCACGGGCCAGCUCUACCUGGCCUGGCGACAGGGCCUGGACCGGUGCGACCCGGGCUGGCUGGCGGACGGCAGCGUGCGCUACCCCAUCCGCCAGGCGCGCAGGAAGUGCGGGGGGGAGACCCCCGGCGUGCGGACCCUCUACCAAUUCCCGAACCGCACCGGCUUCCCCCCGCCCGCCUCCAGGUUCGACGCCUACUGCUACAAAGCCGCGGGGCUCGGCGACGCGGAGGAGCCGGUGCUGCCGGUGCCACCCGCGCCCGAGCCGCCCGGCAGCGACAACGUGCUGGUGGAGCACGGCGAGGAGCCGGGCGCGUCCGGGGACACCCGCGACAUCCCCCGCCACCGCUACGACCUCCUGCCACCCCCGGGCCCAGCGGGGCCGGGCGAGGAUGAGGACGAGCAGCUGCGGCCGGGCGACGGCGGCCCGGUGGCACCGCGCGGUGACCGCCCGGGCACUGCCCUGGCACCGGAGGCACCGGAGGCACCGGGGACGGGACCGGGCGGUGCCGCAUCCCCGCCGCCCACCGCGGGCCCCUCGCCGGCGUGGCCUCACCACGAGGAGCUUCUCAACGCCGUGGAUCGGGCUCCGGAGAGCUCCCGGCAGGAUCCUCCCAGCGCCGGCCCCGCUCCGGGAGACCCUGAGGGAUCCCCGGUGUCCUCGGCACCGGCCGGGCUGGGGACUGUCCCCAGCGAGGCCCCGGGGACCCCCAGCGCCCCCCCGGGCAUCUCCAGCGCCCCCAGGAGGAGCUACCCCGGCCUGAACGGGCGCUACUUCCAGCUCCAGCGGCACGGCCGCGACCCCGAGGUGACAGCAGGGGACACUGCAGUGGCACCUGGGGACCCCACGGUGGCAGCAGGGGACCCCACGGUGCCUGGACACCCCGAGGUGGCCGCAGGGAUUGUCACCCAGGUCCCCGGGCUGGCGCAGGAGGCGAAGGGAGCCGCAGCCGGCGCCGCGGAGCUCUGGAGCCUCCCCCGGGCCGGCAGCGAGAGCCCCCCGCGGGAGGGUCCCCACGCGCCCCCCAGGGCUCUGGAUGGGGACAUCGGGCCCGAGCUCACGGCCCCGCCCGCCGCCGCCGUGUCCCUCCCGCCGGCCCCGAGGGAUUCAGGGACCGCCGCAGGGACCCCCCCGGCCCCGGCCCCGUCCCCCGCCGCUCCCCGCGACGCUCGGGACCACCGGGACAUCCCCGGAGCCCGCGGGGACUCCCCGAGGCCACCCGCGGAUGUCACCGAGGACUUCUCCGGGGACGCCCCCUCCCAGGAGAGCUCCGAGCCCCCGCUGCCCCCGCUGCCCCCGGCCCCGCUGGUGGCCGAGGGUCCCGAGCUGUCCCCGCAGCCCCGCGGGGACGGCGGCGGGGCCGGCGGGGACGGCGCGCUGGAGAGGCAGAGGAAGGCGGUGACAUUCCCGGAGCCGGGGGCUCCCUCCCUCCCCGAGGGACACCCCGCCACCCCCGGCCACACCCGGGGGGCUUCUCCCGGGCCCACUGCUCCCCACGGGGCGGCCCGACCCGGCCAGGAGUGGCCGGGGCAAUCCCGGGAUGUCGGGAAUGGCACGGACCGGCCCGGCCAGGAGUGGCAGGAGGAAUCCCGGGAUGUUGAGAAUGGCACGGCCCGGCCCGGCCAGGAACGGCCGGAAGAAUCCCGGGAUGUCGGGAACGGCACGGCCCGGCCCAGCAGAGUCGCAGCCGCGUCCCCCCCGGCCUGGGAUGUCCCCUCACCGUCCCCGUCCCCCAGGGCCACCGAGGCGGUGCUGUGGGCCAGCACCGAGCGGCCGGAGGCGAUGCUGGAGCCGGGGGUCGAGGAGGGGUCCACCGGCUUCGCUGCCCCAGAGCCGCAGCCCACCCCCCGCUCCGAACCGGGGGCAGCCGAGCAGUUCCUCCUGUCCCCCCCGGGCCCCCCGCGGCCCCCCGGCAGCCCCCCGGCUGUCCCCACACCCCCGGACGCUCCAGCAGCCCCCGGUGAGGAGGAUUCCUCCGGGGAGGCCAAGAGGGAAGAGCCCCCCGCGCCCUCGGCUCGGCCCCCCCGCGGGCCCUGGCCGUCCCCCGGUGUCCCCUGCCCGGUGGGGACAGAGCCCGCGGGGUCCCCGAGCGCGGGGCUGCUCCUCGAGCCCUCGGCGGAGCCAGAGCUGGGGGGCACGGGGGGGUCCCCGCUGCUGGACGGCGACAGCGGCAGCGGCGAGGAACCGGCGCUGGACGAGCGGGAGCUGCUGGCCUGGGGGGACACCGGCAACGGCGGCGGGCACGCGCCGCCGGACCCGUGCCACAGCAACCCGUGCCUGCACGGCGGGACGAGCCGCGCCAACGGCACCGUGUGCGGCUGCAGCUGCGCGCCGGGCUUCACCGGCGAGAACUGCGAGAUCGACAUCGACGACUGCCUGUCCAGCCCGUGCCAGAACGGCGGCACCUGCAUCGACGAGGUGAACUCCUUCGUGUGCCUCUGCCUGCCCAGCUACGGCGGCAGCCGCUGCGAGAAAGACACGGAGGGCUGCGACCACAACUGGCACAAGUUCCAGGGGCACUGCUACCGCUACUUCUCCCGCCGGCGCUCCUGGGAGGACGCGGAGCGCGACUGCCGCCGCCGCGCCGGGCACCUCACCAGCAUCCACUCGCAGGAGGAGCACGCCUUCAUCAACGGCUUCGGCCACGAGAACACCUGGAUCGGCCUCAACGACCGCAUCGUGGAGCAGGACUUCCAAUGGACCGACAACACCGGGCUGCAAUACGAGAACUGGCGGGAGAACCAACCCGACAACUUCUUCGCGGGCGGCGAGGACUGCGUGGUGCUGGUGUCCCACGAGAUCGGCAAGUGGAACGACGUGCCCUGCAACUACAACCUGCCCUACAUCUGCAAGAAAGGCACAGUGCUGUGCGGGCCCCCCCCGGAGGUGCCGAACGCUUUCCCGGUGGGGAAGAAGAAGGACAAGUACAACAUCCACUCCAGCGUGCGCUACCAGUGCCACCAGGGCUUCACCCAGCGCCACGUGCCCACCGUCAGGUGCCACAGCACCGGCAAGUGGGACCGCCCCAAAAUCCUCUGCACAAAACCCAGGCGGUCCCACCGAGCGCGGCGGCACCGGCGGCACCGGCACAGCCACCCGCACCGGCAGCACCGGCAGCACAAGGAGCGGCGGAAACACCGGCGGCACCCGCGGCUGGACUGGAUGCGGGAGGGGCACUACUUCUAGAGAGAAGAGGGAGCCCCCCCGAGCCGC
Molecule: messenger RNA, 4267 nt
Organism: Prinia subflava (tawny-flanked prinia)
Lineage: Eukaryota; Metazoa; Chordata; Aves; Passeriformes; Cisticolidae
Gene: NCAN
Product: neurocan
Biological process (GO): central nervous system development; positive regulation of neuroblast proliferation; skeletal system development
Cellular component (GO): perineuronal net; synapse
Molecular function (GO): hyaluronic acid binding; calcium ion binding
Source: RefSeq, a predicted model, not a curated record